Molecule: messenger RNA, 630 nt
Organism: Ctenocephalides felis (cat flea)
Lineage: Eukaryota; Metazoa; Arthropoda; Insecta; Siphonaptera; Pulicidae
Exons: 5
Coding region: 142-615 (157 amino acids)
Source: RefSeq, a predicted model, not a curated record
UGACAACUUGUUGAUUUGUUUUCUGCUAAGUGAGUACGCCCUUCUAUUUAAAUACCAAAAUACAUUUAUUUUCGUACCGACCGAACGUAAACUUAUGAAAUUUUAAAACUGUAGAAAUUACCAGAACUGCUUGCAACAAAAAUGGAUUUCUAUUCAUUUAUGGCGAAGCAUGAAAAAGAAAUUGAUAUUGAUGAUGUAAAUGAUGAAAUAAAUGCUUUAUUACAAAGGAAGAACAAUUCACAAUUUAUAUCGGAAAAUUUGAAAUGCGAUGAAGAGAAUUUGACUGAAAACCUAAUUACACUGGAUGAGGAACUUCUCAUAUUCGGGAUUAAUUCUAUGUCAUUACAAUGCUCAAAAAAUCCAGCAGUCUCGUUGUGUAAUGUGAUGUGGGAAUUGAUAACACUUUAUCGUAAUCUCGAGUCUAAGAAAAAAAAAAUUGAAAAUGACAAUCAAGAAAUAUUGAAACAAAAUGAAGUAUUACAGAAAUUGAACAACAAAUUUAAAAGGGAACUGCAAAUUAGCAAUACUGAAAUAUCAGCAUUACAAAUGAAUUGUAACAAAUUAAAAAGUAAACUAGAAAGUGAUAACAAGGAAAAAACAAAACUAAAAUACUAGAGCAAUAUUUCAAUU